AUGGGGAAACGACGGCUAACGCUCAAGUUCUGUGUAGUCGGUGGUAACGCAGUGUCGGCUUUUCUAUCAUGGAGGCUUCAAUCAACCAACUCAUGUGAUGUCACGCUCGUAUGGAAAUCUGGGUUCGAAUCGGUCGCUCAAUAUGGGGUUUCAUUUCGAUCGAAGAAAUUCGGGAACGAACGAUUCAAGCCGCGGCAUGUCGUGCGAACGCCUGAAGAGGCCGCUUCACGAGAGGCUGCUUACGACUACGUCGUUCUUUCCGUCAAAGCUCUACCUGAUAUAUAUGAUCUUGGAUCGGUCAUCGAAUCCGUCGUCACGCCGCAACAUACAUGCAUCCUCGUUAAUACUACUAAUACGCUAGGUGUCGAGUCACAUUUGGAACAACGGUUUCCGACAAACGUUGUCUUGUCGCUAGUCUCAAAUGCCGUCAUCAAUCAGACCGGUAUAAGCGACUUUGAGCACGAAGGGUCUACGGAGAUGUGGGUUGGACCUGCCAGCAAAAACCCGUCUAUUCCUGCCUCUAUUCAGAACGAUAUGGCGUCUGCCCUGGCGAUGACUUUGAGUUCUGGCCAAGUCGAUUGCAAGGUCUCAUCAAAUAUCAGGCAGGAACAGUUCGACCGAAUGAUUGGUCCUGUCGCUUUCCACCCAACAAGCGUACUGUUCAACACACCCAACCAUUCCCAAUUAUUAGAGAAAGUUGGCGUGCGACAGUUGGUAAACGACGUGAUUGAUGAGCUUCUGAAAUUAGCAUCGACACAGGGAUGUUCAUUCGACUCGGGUUACAGAAAAAAGGUCAUUGAGAGAAUGACUGCUGCACCAGCCGAAACGCAGACGACUACCAUGUACCAGGACUUUCUCGCGCGUCGACCUAUGGAGGUCGAGACCUAUUUGGGUUCUCCAGUACGUCUUGCAAUGGAAAGCAACAUCAGCCUACCUCGUAUAGAAACGCUCUACGCCAUGCUUCAUCAUGUCAAUAUCGUCAACCAGACCAAACCCUAUUCUGAAUCGCCGCCACCAGGAAUUACAACUCAAUUUCCCCCUAGAAUAGCAUCUGUGCCUCCCACUCAGCAGCAGAAGCCGCCCAUCGCCAACGGCAUGCGGGCAAGCCGGACUUCAUCAAACAUGGGAAUGCCCAUGCCGCCACCUCAACAACGAAGGGGACCGCCUCCUGGUGGGCCAAUGCUGAGACCACCAAGCGCACAAGCCGGGCCAUCUCGCAUGCCUCCCCGAGAUGCGUCAUUCGAUGACAACGGAUUGGAAGAGUUUAGCCACCUCGUUGUUUACGAUGAUAUUAUUCCUUCUGACGGCCCGCCAAAUGGAAAUAUGGAUAUGCCUAAUGGAGGAGCUAACGGUAAUCUUGCCUUGCGGGAACGGGAACUCGCUCUUCGCCAGCGAGAACUUCAGCUUCGUGAACGGGAAAUGAACAUGCGACAGCGUCCUCCUGGUCCUCGUAGUGGUGGCCCUAGAGCCCCGCCUCCGCCAAGAUCUGUUUUCGACGAAGAAGACGAAGAUGAUUACUUUGAUCCUCAAGACUUCCGUCCGCCACCUGGACUAGAUCCUGAUAACAUUGACAUGAUGAGCGUCACUUCCCGCCGAACGAGAAAAGCACCAAGCGCUGGACAAUUGCGACGUAACCCCGAAAUGAAUGGUCCUCCUUCGCGACCUUCAUCGUCCUUCCGAUUUUUCAGUGGACAAGGCGGCCGGAAGAGUACAACAAGCUCGCGGUUGAUCAAUGAUAUACCCAUGACUCAUUCGUCGCUGAUGGACGAUCCGUUGAUGGCCUACUCGUCAAAUAGAUAUGGUGCCGUAGAUCGCAAAGAGCUACACAUGGAUUCGAGAGCGAAUUCGUUAAGCACCGUUAGCCGUAUGGGUGAUUUUGGUCCCGCGGGACAAUCAGGUCCCUAUCCACCUGGUCCUGUCCGACGAACAAGCGGAUCGCCGGCUGCCUUUGGUCCUCCUAAUGGACGAGGUAUGCCAAGGCCAGCAACUGGAGAUCAUCAGCAGUCAUGGGGUCCACCACAACAACGUCCUUCUCCACCAAACAUGCGACAACCAGUUCCUAGAUACCCUCCCGUUAAUGGAAAUAAUACAGCAGCGGAGCAAGUUGAGCAACAUCUUGGGGUGAGCAAUCCGUACCCGCCAAAAAUUUCUCCAAACGCGCGAAGUCUGACUGGUAGUGCGAGUGCCAGCGCGGAGAGUGGUGAUAGCGGAGCGAGUGCGAAUAUAGAUUCGGAGAACUCUGCUCACAGCAGCCAGAUUAGCCUUGGACAGCCUAUACCUAUGCCGGUUCGCUAAUUGACAUCCUGAUUACAUUUAUUUUCCCGAGUGUCCAAAUUUGUUUUGGAUUGUGGUUACAAUAUGACCAGAAGGGAAUUUGAUAUACCUUUCCAUUCUCUGCCCUUUUUGAUUUUCCAUUCCGGCUGCUUCAGUCGACGAUACGCACGUUCUAUUGUCUCGGUUUGUUGGAAGCCCAUUUUUCAUUAUCAUUAUUUGGUCAGCCGACACGGGAGCUGACCCUAAUCAUCAUCUUAUCACGUUAUAUUGCCUACUCUACAUUAUCAUCACCACGACCGUCUUUCCAUUUUCCUUGUUUUCUUUGUAUGACAGUUUGUAUACUGCAUCCCCGGCGCAUCCAUCAUCAUUUUCUUUUUUUGUCUUCUCAGUAUACGACGACUCCCCUGUUUUGUUUGUCAGAUAUAUGCUUAGGGGGGGGGCGGUGUUUUAUUUUAUUGAUACAUCAAAUUCAUGUUAUAUUCUUGAUGGCUAGCUCGUGACAGUCGGCUAGCUCCUAUUUCUAUAUUGGCUCAAAAUCAUGGAGUUGAACAUGAUUUUUCAAUUAAUAUGAUACGUUCUCUCGUAAUGUAUUAAUUGGUCUUGAU
Messenger RNA from Talaromyces stipitatus ATCC 10500, 2879 nucleotides. Its product is annotated as 2-dehydropantoate 2-reductase, putative. Gene Ontology annotation, cellular component: cytoplasm. Lineage: Eukaryota; Fungi; Ascomycota; Eurotiomycetes; Eurotiales; Trichocomaceae. The record is from RefSeq and is a predicted model, not a curated record. The transcript has 4 exons. Bases 1 to 2295 code for a protein of 764 amino acids. Gene Ontology annotation, molecular function: oxidoreductase activity.